AUGAGCAGGCUCACUGGAUCAGAUCUACACCUUACUUUUAGAAACUGGUCCACUUCGGGAUCAGAUGAUAGUGCCAACUCCGAGAGUGAUUUAGAGCCAGAUUUACAGGAUUUAGGAACUCAGAGGAAUUCAAUAAACUUAUCCACUGUUUCCGGGUUGAAUGGCCCAAAUAGUCUAUAUGAAGGUGCACCUGGAUUGAAUGCAGAAGCUAGGGCACCACCAAACUGGGGAUCUUCGUUGGUAUCCCAUAUAAACCCUAACACAAGGGAUAGAUAUUCUUUAAGGUCAACUGAGGGCGGUAUUAUUGGAGGUAUUCGCAGACGAGGAAGUAUCCAUGUCAAUCCAGAUUUAUCAGUGAGAACGCUUGAUUACAAUGAAGAUGAUGAAACCACAGAAGGUUUUAUGGAUAAUUGGGUUUACGGACACUCGUUUUUCCAAAGCCACGCAGAGCAUGAAGCACUUGCUAACCAUUCACGUUUGAUUCAUCAAAAUGGGCUAUCGGCUAUGAUGAAUAAUGUACUUAGGUGCAGAUCAGCGGGGGAGGACAAACAGGAUGCACAGCCUAAAAAGAGAAGUUACCUUCAAGCUUGUUUGGGAGGCACAAGUACACCAUCUCAAUAUAUAUCAAAAUCUAGCCUUAAGGAUAAAUUUCAGCCAUCGAUGUAUUUGCAAAAUGGGUCAUUCUUUUCGGUCUGUGACCUAAUAAAUGGGAAUAAAAUACAACUGAAAUUUGCCGAUGUCAAUUACCAAGAUCUAAAGGCUUCAGGAGUCAUACAAAUAGGAGAUGUUACUCUUUCAUUCAGCGGGGAAAUUGUGGAUUACCAGCAUAAUGAUCUUCGGCUAAACUGUGAGAAACAAUUCAUUGAUGGAAACAUAUUUAAUAAUCUCUUGAGAAACAGGUUGGUGUUCACCAAACGAUUUGACAGGCUAUUUGACGAAACACCAAGAAAGCAUUCAUCUGAGAAAAACUAUUUGCCUUUCAGUAUGAAUAGAUUAGGAUAUAUACUUUCAAAUUCAACCAGUUCGAAAAUCCAGAAUCUUAUUUCCUGUUCAACACGAAUCACACCGUCCAAGCCAAGAAAAUUUCCUAAUGGAUCAAUAUUUAGCCAAGUGCAAUCGUGGCAUGAUUCAAGUGUUGAUGUCUAUAAAUCGCUUUCCAGGUGGUUUGAAUUACCUCCGUUGAACCAAUAUAGCUCUACGCCUUCUCCCCCAACCCCUCCUCAUUCUUACUCUCAUCAUAGGUGUGUGAACACACCCGAAAAUUUGUUAACAUGCAUAGAUUGUCUGAAUUCUAUGAACUCGAAUUUUGUUUUCCUUAAAUUAGAAAUAGAUAUCCAGGAUUUGUUUGAACAAUCGCAUAGGGAGUUGGAGAACCUUUAUAUUUUACCGGAUGGUAUUUUCAAGAAGCGUAGAAAAUUUAAAAAGCUCUCAAAAAGAUAUAACUCCGAUAGGAACAGAGGUUCAACUAAGUAUUCAAAUAGCAGUAUGAAAAAUAGAACCACUUCUGCGUCAUAUGAGACACUCAAAAUUAAUGGAGAACAUACAAUAGCUGUCAAACACUCUCGAUUGGAGAAUAACAAAAUCAGCGCAAGACCAAAUAUACAGUACAAUGAAAAUUCACAAAUAUAUAGAAAAGAUCUACUUGAACACAAACAUCUGUGUGGAGUUAACGUAGAUUUUCUAAAUGAUUAUGACCUUUUUGGAGAUACAGAUGAGGAUUUGACUGAUACCAUGGAUUUCACCGACAAUGAAGACGUGUCAGAUAAUUAUAUGCCCUCACAUAAUGUUCCAGAUGAUACUUUGGCAGCAGUGUGGCCGUUGUCCACGGAAAGGUUAAUGGAGCAUCAUCCUUUAAUUGACCCUGAAAUUGCAAGUAACGAUGGUGAUGCCAGUGACGAAUAUGAUAACUCCUAUACACUGUCAUUUAACGGCAAUAGAUCUAGGCGAUUGUCUAGACUUUUAUUCAGCAUUGGACUGAACUCUGAUCGACCAUCAUAUCAAGAUCAUCCUGUUCCAGCUAGCCAACUAUAUAAGAAUGACGCAUCAAGGUUAAGCUUGAAAUUGAUAGCAACAAUUAAUAGAAGUACAGGUGAUUUAAAUAUAAUUCCGGCAAAUCUAGAUCCAAACUUAUGGACCACUAGUGAAGUUGAUGGUGAGCUAUUUGAUAACGUUGAGACUUUUGGAAAGGUGUUUAAUUUGUUCAUGAACUCCUCAAAGGAAUCAAUUUUUGAUACAGAAUCUACUAGAAACCUAAAAAACUGGUUGAUCAAUGAACGUUUCGAAGAAACAAAUUACGUUAAAACGUUACUGGCAUUACAGGUCCUCUCAAAUCCCGGGAUUGUACAUGCUUACAAGAAAAGGAAAAAUUUAUUUCUUAAAAAACUUUCAUCUUCAAAUAAAUAUCUUGCUUUAACUAUCCCCAAUACCCAACCCAAUAAAUUCAAAAAAUUCAAAGUAAAUAGUGAUAAAGUUGAGUUACCACACAAAAUAAUGCAUGACGAGCUAACUAACCUUGCGGGAGCGAUAUCGAAGUUUGAUGUUGAUAAUGAUAGAGUGUUGACAUUCAAGUCCGGGAAAAUACCAACUGGAUCAAACAUAAGUUCUUCAUUUUCAUUUGCAUACGAAUAA
Messenger RNA from Pichia kudriavzevii, 2628 nucleotides. RefSeq lists its product as uncharacterized. Bases 1 to 2628 code for a protein of 875 amino acids. The transcript has a single exon. Lineage: Eukaryota; Fungi; Ascomycota; Pichiomycetes; Pichiales; Pichiaceae. The record is from RefSeq and is a predicted model, not a curated record.